AUGACUAAGUCACCGGGAAAGGUUACUGAAGAUCCGUCUCCAGGCAAGUUAAAGAGGGUUGUUGCGUCUGACAAGGGUGGUGGUUCAAAAUCCAAGAAACAGAAGUGUACUGCAAUUGUAAAGGUUGAGUCGAAGGUGGUUCCGAUGACUCAGCAUCUUCGAACAAGAGAUCGUAUUCAUACCUCGAAAACAACAACAACUUCAACACCUCUGGAUGUUGAUGAUGAUAGUGGAGAUUCCGGAUCUGGGAACAGAGACUCUGUAACUCAUCAGGGGUCAUAUCUGUAUGCUGGAACGGGUGCUGGUGCCUCAGGAACUGCAAAAGGUCGACAUGCAUUCCAGUUGGAAGAAAUGGUGGAGGAUCCUGAGGAUAUAAGACUAGCCUUCAUGAAAAGAUAUGAAGAACACCGUCAGAUUGUGUAUGCUCGUGACCGGAAGUACCCGAAACUCAAGAAAUGUGCGCUGGCUCCGUACGACAACAGGGUUGCUUCUCUUGCUGCAGCCAACAGACACAAGGUGAUCUCCGUCAGGAACUUCAAUGAGAUGUGUAUUCUGAAACUGGGAGUAGAGACUUAG
Messenger RNA from Arabis nemorensis, 576 nucleotides. The record is from the annotation of a GenBank genome assembly. NCBI's taxonomy places the organism in Eukaryota, Viridiplantae, Streptophyta, Magnoliopsida, Brassicales, Brassicaceae.